CAUUUGUUAAUUCUGAUCAACCGGAUGAUUCUAUUGAAUACACAGCAACGGGUACACCUGCGUAUAUACCUUAUGAAAUUGCCAAAGAACUGAUCAACAAUAAAAAAAGUUGUCAUUACACUUGCGCCGUUGAUAUGUGGUCUUUUGGCGUACUGAAUUAUCAUGCAUUAACGGGAAAUAUGCCUUUUAUGGGGGAAGAUGCUCAAGAAGAUUUGGUAUUUGAGAAGAUCGUUAAAGAAGAAAUAAAUUACUCUCCAUUACAAGAAUUGAAUCUUCAAUGUGCGAUUGAAUUCAUCUCAGGUUUAUGUUGUAAGGACCCGAAAUCUCGAUUAACAGCACAUGAAGCGAUGAAGCAC
Messenger RNA from Racocetra persica, 356 nucleotides. Lineage: Eukaryota; Fungi; Glomeromycota; Glomeromycetes; Diversisporales; Gigasporaceae. The record is from the annotation of a GenBank genome assembly.